Molecule: messenger RNA, 330 nt
Organism: Necator americanus (New World hookworm)
Lineage: Eukaryota; Metazoa; Nematoda; Chromadorea; Rhabditida; Ancylostomatidae
Exons: 2
Coding region: 1-330 (109 amino acids)
Source: RefSeq, a predicted model, not a curated record
AUGAUCGCUACUUAUAAUGCACGUAAUCUUGCAUCGGAAGCGGCUAUCGAAGAUUUGAUAAUAGAGGCUAGGAAGUUUAUAUACGCCGUCGGACUCACCGAGACGAGGCAACACCACCUAGUGAAUGCUAUAUAUGAAACUAGGAAAGAACUGUUCUUAGAAACGUACGAUACUUGCGAUCUGAAUCGGAGUCUACCAAUGAGAAGAUGUGGUCCAGUGCCAGCUUUCACAAUCUUUGUCGCUUACUCUCUAACAUCAAGCUACGAAGAAGAAGAAGAAGAAGAAGAAGAAGAAAUCGAAGCCUUCUAUAUGAACCUAGAGAAGUUCUAG